Molecule: messenger RNA, 2458 nt
Organism: Trematomus bernacchii (emerald rockcod)
Lineage: Eukaryota; Metazoa; Chordata; Actinopteri; Perciformes; Nototheniidae
Product: E3 ubiquitin-protein ligase TRIM21-like
Exons: 7
Coding region: 131-1783 (550 amino acids)
Biological process (GO): protein ubiquitination
Molecular function (GO): ubiquitin-protein transferase activity; protein binding
Source: RefSeq, a predicted model, not a curated record
CACACACACACACACACACACACACACACACACACACACACACACACACACACACACACCAGUUGGGAGUGGAGAGAGAAAGAGACAGACACCUACGAGAUACACAGCAUUUCAAUAGCUGAAAGCAGAUAUGGCCUCCGCUGCAGCAUCACCUACCCCCUCACUGGAGAAGCAAUUGCAAUGCUCCAUCUGCCUAGAUCUAUUUGAGGAUCCCGUCACUACAGCGUGUGGCCACUCUUUUUGUAAGAAAUGUUUGCAACGUAACUUUAGCCUCAAUGUUCAAGCGUGCCCACUAUGCAAGCAGCAUCUGAUGAAAACCCCAGAGUCGAACAUUGUCCUGAGAACCAUUGUCGAGCAGGUGAAAAAGAUCCCGGAGGAAGACGUUGAGAAGUACACCGGAGCGCCCGGCGAAGUGGCCUGUGACAUUUGCACAGAACGAAAGCUCAAGGCUACGAAGUCCUGCCUUGUGUGCCUUGCGUCGUAUUGUUCGACCCACCUUGAGAAUCAUUCUUCAACUGAAAGGUUGAAGGGCCACAAGUUGGUGCAUCCUGUCGAGAACCUGGAUGAGAGGGCCUGUCUGAAGCAUGGACGGCCCUUGGAGCUGUACAGCAGAAAGAGGGAGAAAUGCAUUUGUGUACGCUGUUUGGAAGAAGAUCAGGAGGAGGUUGUGUCUACUGAACACGAAUGGGACCAGAAGAAGGUCAAGCUUGAAAACACAAAGGCAGACUUGCAAGAGAAGAUUAAGAAGAGAAAAACACGAGUGAAUGAGACUAAUACAUCUCUUAAGAGCUGCAAGGACCAAAUGGAGAAUGAGUGGUGGGAUAUUGACGGUGUGUUCCUAGCUGUGAUUGCCAUUGUGGAGGAAGCCCAAGCUGCGGCUCUUAAGCCACUAAAGGACAGACGGGAGGUUGUGGAGAAAGAUGCAGAAUACAUCAGAGAGAAGUUGGAAAAAGAGAUUAGAGAACUUGAGAAAGCGGUCUCUGAGCUGGACGAUAUAUCUGCGCUUGAGGAUCACAUCCUUUUCCUUCAGAGUUACCCAUCUCUUCAAGACUUGGACUUCAAAGACUCGACGAAGGUAGAGCUUGACACAUCAGUGUCUUUUGGCACCAUGAGAAAGACCACCAUAGCCAUGUUGGAACAAGUUCAACAGCAACUGGACAAGCUGACCUCCAUUGAACUUAAGAGAGUUCCAAAGUUUACAGUGGAUGUAAAGCUGGAUCCAGCCACCGCGCACCGACACCUUGUUCUUUCUGAUGAUGGGAAGGAAGUGAAAGAUGAUGGGGAGGAACAGGAAGUGGAUGAUGCUCCGGAGAGGUUUGAUAUUUUCGGCAGCAUCCUGGGGCUCAACAGGUUGACCUCUGGGAAGUCUUUCUGGGAGGUCGAGGUCACCAACAAGUCGGGGUGGGACCUCGGUGUGGCAAGGGGCGAUGCAAACCGCAAGGGAGAACUCCUGCUGAACCCAGAAAACGGUUACUGGGUCACGGUACAUUACGAGGAUGAUAAGUACGCAGCCCUGACAGCGCCGCCAGUUCGUCUUUCACUGGAAAAGAAACCUGAGAAAGUUGGGGUGUUCGUUGACUACGAGAAAGGUCUUGUGUCCUUCUACGAUAUCAAGGCCCAAUCUCACAUCCACUCAUUUACUGAGUGUUCGUUCGGUGACGAGCUCUUCCCAUAUUUCAGUCCUCAUGUAAAACACGACGAGAACAACUCUGGUCCUUUGAUAAUUUCUCCUGUGAAACAUUGUGAGAAGGAUGUCAAUGAAGUGAAGAAAGUGCAAGACUAGCAGUUCAAAUGUUGUGUGUUUCUGGGAGUUUGGUAAGUCCUGCCCAUUGAAGCUUGAUGAAUUUUCAAAAAUUAAUCAAUAGCAGAGUUGUGAAGAAUCUGUAGGAUUCGAAUUUAUAAAAUGGUUUGUGAAAUUGUAGGUGGAACUAUAAAUGAUGAGUCAGCAACACAGUGUGCUGAAAACAAGCCUUUGGGAAUAGUAAUGCAAUAUUAGGGGAUGCUAGUUCAGCUACAUUUCCCAUUAGCAUUAGGGUAGCGUAGUAGGUGGUGGUGUAAUUGAAAGAGAGUGUCUUUAUUUUCUAUAUUCAUGUUUUUCAUACUUUAUUAUAUACAACCUUCAACAAAGCUGUAGCUUAAUACCAGUAGCUUGGCUUUAUGAGCUACUGAAUGGGGACAUGUUCAUAUACAGCCAUUAUACAGGCUAAAUGCAUACAAAGGUUUAACACUGUUGUAUGACCAAAUUGGUAUAAAUUAUAGUUUAAGAGUUAUUCAACUUAAUUACAAACAAUGAUAUCUUCUUUUUGUAUUUACUUUCUUUAAUUGGGUGGAGGGGGGGGUUAUUUUACUGGGCAGGAAAUGUCAAGUCUGUGUCUUCAUACAAUGUACCCUGAAUAUUUACAACAUAUACUGUAAUAACAUAUUUUGGAAUUAUUACAUAAAUAAAAAAUCAACUAUU